Messenger RNA from Zea mays, 2222 nucleotides. RefSeq lists its product as uncharacterized. The record is from RefSeq and is a predicted model, not a curated record. The transcript has 9 exons. The annotation marks the transcript as partial. Lineage: Eukaryota; Viridiplantae; Streptophyta; Magnoliopsida; Poales; Poaceae.
CCACAGCCGCCUCUCUCGCUCUUCUUUCUUGUCCCGGGCUCCCGGCUCCAUAGUCGCCGUUACAUCGGACAAGGGGAUCUUGCGGUGAAGCAUCUAAUCUGAGCAGGUCAGUCGUCCCCCCGCUCGCGGCCGGGCUACUGCUGGUCGUCAAGUACUCAAGUUGUAGGCGUGCAGCCGGGCCGCCGGCCGCUAGCUGCUGUCAGCACGCGCACACAGCAGCAGGGUGGUCGCCCGCGGCCGGUAGCCGGCACGCGUGUCGCGACAAGCCGAUAGCAACAGCAAGCCAGGCCCAAGUUCAGUCCCCAGAGAGCGGCAAGCUAGGUCUGUCAUCUUCUCUGGAGGGUUCAGAACCACCGAGAAUUAGCUGUCUUUGAGGAGUACAAUAGGAAUGGAUGAUGCUCAAGGGUAUCAAGAAGGAGAUGAUCAUGACUUAGUGAUGCAGAAACAAGAAUGGAUCAAAACACAAGACAUGCUCAAGAGUAAACUUAUUCUUGAAGAUGAAUUUGCCUGGAGUUUACCUCGGUGGGCUCAGGUUUAGAUGAACCUGAGUGGUGCAACUGAAGUAUAUUGGUGGGACUGACAUCAGCUUCUUGAAGGAAGACCCAUCCACAGCAUGUGCCGCGGUGGUAGUCCUCAAUGCCGAUACUUUAGAAGUUGUCCAUGAAGAGUUCAAUGUUGUUCGACUGCAAGUGCCAUAUAUUCCUGGUUUUCUUGCAUUCAGAGAGAGCCAAGGGAUUCUAGUAUGAUCAAUCCAAAAUCAUAGAUCUUGAGAAAGGCUCCAGUUCUUCUUGGACUCUUGGAAAAGGUGAAGAUCAAUGCACCUCAUUUCUGCCCACAGGUUUUACCAUUCUGCCCUGCUGCAGUUGCUCAUGGUUGAUGGAAAUGGAUUGCUCCAUCCGCGAGCUACAUCAGGUAGAUGGCCUUAACCAAUCAGAAGUUAGAAGACUGCUCGGAUCAAAAGAGAACUGCAACAGGGAACUGGUUUUGUUGACUGGACAGUCUGGGACAAAAUGGGGCAUGGCAAAUAGUAGUGAAUGGCGGCGUCGGCCCAACUGAGCCCGCAUCAGAGGACGCGCAGAAAUUGCCUCCUGAUUUUGUGCGUGGUUGUUUGGGCGGGGAGUGCAAUUCCCCGAUUCGAGCGGAACUCCUCCCAUCCGAUCCGGCGGCGGAUGACUAUAUAAAGCGAGCCAAUCUGCAUCUAGCUGUAGCACCUCUGCGUCUCAAGAUUUGGAGAUCCAUUAGCUGUAGCACCUCUGCCUCCCACGAAUCGAUUCGACGACAUCUUGCUGGUACAACCUACCAUCAUGGUGGGCAUGCUAUUGAACGCCGGCCGCAGCAAUGGCCGCGGCGGCAGGAGGACUAGCAUCCAGUCACCGCCGCAGGUCCUCUCCUCUGUUCCCUUACUCGUCUACGAGUACGAGGAUCCCGCCGGCUCUACUCCUACCGCUGCCGCAAAGAUGCUCAUGUACAGCCUGCCUGAGCGGAGCAUCGUCUACACGCACGACAGCAGGCCUCAGGCCAUGGAGGGCAACUUCUUCAGCACGCCUCAAGGCUGGCUGGUCAUCCUUGGGCAUGGAGAAGUGACGUCGGAGGCCUCCAUGUGGCAUCCGCUCACCGGGGAGACCAUCACCCUCCCACCCAUACAUGACGACCACCACAUCCCCACCAACUGCAAGUGCCUGCUCACCCACAACUCCGCCGCCCACCCGGACUGCGCCGUCGUGCUCCUCGACGUCGCCGAUCCUCUCAUGUGGUUCUGCCGUGUCAAUGGCGGGGCUGACCGGAGGUGGGGACAGCACACCUACGACAUUGGCGACUACGAGUUCCCCGAUGAGUUCCGCACCCCCUCUACGCCCACCAAGAACGUCAUCAGAAGCGUCGCCGCGCUUAAAGGGAAGCUGCAUUUUUGCUUCAUGGAAUCGCACCAAAACAAGAUGUGCGUCGUUGACUUAGAUUUCCCGUCCGAUCAUGGCCACCCUCCCACCGCAGAGUUCCACGAGUUUGAUGUCUCCCCAGAGUUCGGCAUCAAGUUUCCUGACGGCGUCUGCUCUGCCAGCAUCCACUUGGUAGAGUCCAUGGACGAGCUUUUUGCCGUCUGCGUCUUCUAUGUCGGUUUUGAUCCCACCAACGUUAGUGCCGCUGGAAUCUUCAAGAUGGAGGACUCCUGCGGCGAGGAAACCGUGGCCUGGCACCGGGUGGAUGAUAUCGGUGACAGGGCUUUC